AUGCCCUUCGAAGCCGCCCAAAAACUCUCCUCCUACCACCUAAUCCCCCAAUCCGUCGAUGUAUCCCUCGCACCCCCCGAAUCCUACUUUUACAUCACCGACUUUUUGAUCAUAUCCUGCGGCAUCCUCUACACCCUCUGCUACGCCUUCUACACCAUGCGCACCUACAGCGACCGCUUCCUGGCGGGUACCGUGCAAUUCCUCAGCGCAACCAUGGCCUACGAAAUUUACUACGCCUAUGUCUGCACCACUACAACCUUGCAGCGCGCGUGCUUCUUCGUGUGGUUUUUGUUUGACAUUACGUUUGUGAGUGUGGCGCUAAAGUAUGCAUAUGGGCCUGGGGAGAGGGGCAGGACGAUUGUGAAGUUGCUGUGGCAGACGCCGGCGUGGAUGGGUUUCUUGUGGUGGGUUGGGGGGUUGUGGCCGGAUGAGCGGGGGCAGAAGACUGCGUUUUUUACGGGGUUGUAUCUUGAGUUGCCGAUUGGGUGGGGGCAGAUCUUGUAUUUGGUGAAGAGGGGAGAUACGAAGGGGCAGUCGUUGGAGAUUUGGAUUACGAGAUACCUUGGGUGCAUCGCGGCGUUCUUGGUUUUCAUAUGGCGGUACAUUAACGUGCCUGAGAACUGGGCGUAUGUGGGCAACUGGUGGAGUAUCGGCGGGAUGAUUGUCACUUUACUACCAGAAACCGUGUACCCAUUCUUUUACGUCUGGGCACAUCGCAAAGAGAGGGAGAAGAAAGAGAAGACUUCAUGA
Messenger RNA from Bipolaris oryzae ATCC 44560, 750 nucleotides. RefSeq lists its product as uncharacterized. The transcript is spliced from 2 exons. Gene Ontology annotation, molecular function: lyase activity. The record is from RefSeq and is a predicted model, not a curated record. Lineage: Eukaryota; Fungi; Ascomycota; Dothideomycetes; Pleosporales; Pleosporaceae. Bases 1 to 750 code for a protein of 249 amino acids.